AUGUUUUCAUCCUCACUCUGGCCCCUUUGGGGCAUGGUUGUACCGGUGCUUGUCUACGUUAUCAUUCGAAUCUUCCUCCGCCGAGACGAUCGCUACAGGCUACCUCCUGGGCCACCAGGACUCCCUCUAGUGGGAAAUAUCCGAGAUCUGCCCCCCGCUGGGGUGCCGGAAUUCGUACACUGGAUUAAGCACAAGGAUCAAUAUGGGCCGAUUAGCUCUGUGACCAUCAUGGGGAUGACGCUCAUAAUAGUUAAUGAUAAAGACAUGGCCCACGAGAUGCUGGACAAAAUAGCUGGCAAGACUUCAGGUCGGCCAGAUUCUAUCUUUGCAAACAAAAUGUGCGGCUAUGAAUCUAUCAUCCUUUGCAAGGGUUACAACAAAACUUUCAGACUCUACCGCAAGCUUUUACACCAGGAAUUGGGUACAAUGACUUCAGCUGCCCAAUUCCGCAGUAUCCAGGAACUGGAGAUGAAGCGACAACUUAUAAGGACAUUGAGAGCACCUGACAAAUUGUUGGACCACUAUAGAACGUCCGCCGGUGCUACCAUCUUGAAGAUGGCAUAUGGCUAUACACUUGAGCCACACAAGCCUGAUUAUCUGGUAGAAUUAGCUGACCGCGUGCUGAGUGAUUUCUCCCAAGCCGCGGUACCAAUGUCCUGGCUCGUUGAUAUUCUACCCUCUCUGCGGUAUCUACCCGAGGGUACACCUGGUGCAAAAUUUAUUACCACAGCUCGUAUAAUGAGGAAAAGGGUUGAGACUGCCGCAGAGCUGCCAUUUCGCUUUGUCCAGCGUCAAAUGACAGCCAAGAGCCACCAACCCUCCUACGUUUCAAAACUGAUAGAGUAUUUUACUUUAUCUGAUGGAGAUUCGGGAAACCUGGAUCCCCUUGAUGAGGAUGCAAUCAUGUGGACGGCUAUGGCUUUGUAUGGCGCCGCCUCCGACACGACCGUGAUAACACUCACCGCAUUUACAGCCGCCAUGAUCCUCUACCCGGAUGUGCAGCGGAAAGCUCAAGAUGAGAUCGACCGAGUGGUGGGCUUCGGUAAACUGCCGAAAUUUGAGGAUCGCGAUAAACUUCCAUACGUUAACGCAUUGAUCAAAGAAGCCGCCAGGUGGUGGCCCAUCACCCCGAUGGGGUUUCCGCAUGUUGUGGACAGUGAUUUCGACUACAAUGGCUUCCGAAUCCCCAAAGGGGCAACCAUACUCCCAUCUGUCUAUUGGUUUCUGCAUGAUCCUGAGGUGUAUCAUGAGCCAGAGACUUUUGAACCCGAACGUUUUCUGGCUCCACGAAACGAACCCGACCCCACGUCUGAUGUGUUUGGCUACGGGCGGAGGAUCUGUCCCGGGAGGUUUUUCGCAGAUUCCAACUUGUACAUCAACAUUGUGCAGUCUCUGUCCAUGUUCGAUUUUAGACAUGCUGUGGGUGACGACGGAAAGGAAGUCAGCAUCAGUUUGGAACCCCAGCCCGGGAUCUUAACGCAUCCGAACAGGUUCCAGUGCUUGACAACUCCUCGGAGUCGCCAGCAUAUCGACUUGGUCAAUCAACUGGAGGUGGACACUCCGUGGGAGCCAAGUGAUGCCGAGCAUCUUCAGAGUGCUGCCAUACAAUGA
Clonostachys byssicola is the source of this 1611-nucleotide messenger RNA. The record is from the annotation of a GenBank genome assembly. NCBI's taxonomy places the organism in Eukaryota, Fungi, Ascomycota, Sordariomycetes, Hypocreales, Bionectriaceae.